Closterium sp. NIES-67 is the source of this 667-nucleotide messenger RNA. Lineage: Eukaryota; Viridiplantae; Streptophyta; Zygnematophyceae; Desmidiales; Closteriaceae. The record is from the annotation of a GenBank genome assembly.
GGGGACUCUCUUGGGACCUUCCCUCUCAUCCCUCUCUUCUAUCCCAACCUUUCUCUUGCUCCUCUAAUUCCUUGUGAGAUUCUUGAACUUUAAUUGAACUUUUGAGAUUGAGUUAAGUUCUCCUCCUACAGCUUACCCCCUAAUGCGUCGAAAGCCAUAGCGUCGCGAAUACUUCAUCAAUCAACGUGUUUCAAAUUGGGAACGAUGCGGAUUCUCAACCGGUACAACCUCGACCACAUCGUGAACGCCGACCAAACCCCCCUCUUCAUCGAAAUGCCCCAGGAGAGGACGUUGGAGCACAGAGGCUCCCGUACGGUGCAUGGCGAGAGCGGCUACAUCAACCCCCUCUACGACGCCUUCAUCGAUGUGGACGGGGACGUCGCCGACGACGAAGAGGCGGAUGCGGCGUCGCUGGCGGCUGACGACAUCGACUGUGCUGAAGCGGCAACCGAAGCAGCUGAGACGAGCGCAGACAAUGCAGAGACUGCAUCAGCAGCAGCAGCAAGUGUUGAUGUGUGGCCGGCAGAAGGCAUUGCAGAGGAGGAUGACGACAACUGCUGGUGGGAUGAGCUUGCAGAUGGGAGCGACGUCGAGAUGUGGCAGGCUGGUGAUGAGGAGCCUGAGGAGGACGACUAGAGCAGUGGCAGAGGCAUGAGUAUCUGGCGUA